This is a messenger RNA of Arabis nemorensis, 771 nucleotides long. The record is from the annotation of a GenBank genome assembly. NCBI's taxonomy places the organism in Eukaryota, Viridiplantae, Streptophyta, Magnoliopsida, Brassicales, Brassicaceae.
AUGGCGACCAAUUUGUUGACCGUUGAACAAGUUCUAAAAGAGAAGAAGACCCAUGACCUCGAUUCCGUCAAGGAACUUAAUCUUAGCCACAGAGCUCUCACCGACGUUUCUUGUUUGAGCAAAUUCAGAAACUUGGAGAAGCUUGAUCUUCGUUUCAACAAUCUCACUGAUCUUCAGGGACUGAGUUCUUGUGUGAAUUUGAAAUGGCUAUCAGUUGUGGAAAAUAAAUUGCAGAGCUUGAAUGGUAUUCAAGGACUAACUAAGCUUACAGUGCUAAAUGCUGGAAAGAAUAAGCUCAAAUCCAUGAAUGAGAUCUCUUCUCUUGUCAAUUUGCGUGCGUUGAUUCUGAAUGACAAUGAAAUCUCCUCCAUAUGCAAGCUAGAUCUACUGAAAGACUUGAACAGUCUCGUUCUUUCUAGGAACCCGAUCAGUGAAAUCGGUGACUCGCUUUCCAAGUUGAAAAACCUCUCUAAAAUUUCUUUGUCUGACUGCAGAAUAAAAGUUAUUGGCUCUUCUCUCAAGUCAUGCUCUGAUUUGAAAGAGCUACGACUCGCCAACAAUGAAAUUAAGACUCUCCCUGCAGAACUUGCUCUCAACAAGAGACUACUGAAUUUGGAUGUGGGAAACAAUAUGAUCACGAGUCUCUCUGGUUUAGAGGUUUUGGGUACACUAUCUUGCUUAAGAAACCUGAAUAUUCGAGGAAACCCGAUCUCUGAUAAUGAGAAGUCAGCUAAGAAGUGUAACUGUGUGGGGGUAAUCAAACAAGAAUGA